AAAAAAAAAAUCGAUGUCCGCGCCAUUCGGCAGCAGGAGGCGCGCUGCGCGAAAGCUGAAUCAACACAAAACGAAGUUUGAAGAGAGGACGGGGCAGUGCAUGGUUGCCGCGUCAGCAGAAGAUAACACGCGGCGCGCUGUCGAACGCGGCAGCCUCACCGUCGUAGAGAGAACGCUGGAGGAAACGCAGGAGGAGUUGGUCAAAAGUAAGAAAAUUGUGGAAGAGAGCCAAGCUCAACCUCGCUGCCGCCGCCGCCGCUGCUGCUGUUUUUUUCAGCAGCAGCAGCGGCGGCGGCAGGUGUCUGCGUGGCUUCACCGCCCGGCUGCUGCUCGGGUGUGUCAUGAGGCAUGUGUUCUAGAGUGGGAAAGCGCAAUGGUGUUGUGCUGUGCCCCAUAGCAGGCUGCAAAGCACACAGGCGAGCCGCGCCCUCGCGCGUGUGCGUCAGAGGGGUCUUUUCGGGAGGUUCCGACGGUUCCAUGCAAUUUCAUUUGUUGGUCGAUUUUCCAUCAGCAAGAUCCGAGGACGCUUUUUCGAAUUUUUUCCGAUAGGAAACUUUCCGCUUUGACACCCCUAACAGUGCCAGACCGGCACUAUCCAGGGCUGCCCACUAUAGUGCCGGUUCGGGCCCCACUGAACCCCACAAUAGUGCCGGUUCAAGCACGCACCCACACACGACACACAAGAGACGCGCACAACACAGAAGACAGACACAGAGGAGAGGGUACACGUGCUGCUGCAGACCCGAACAGUUCUAGUGAGGGCGGGGGUUACAGCUACAGCGGCUGUUUGAUUAUUCUUGCAUGUCCCGUUCUUGCGGUCGUGUUUUUUUUUCUUGUUCUGGCUACAUCGAAGGAGGGUGAGGAGGAGACAGAUCUCGCUUCCUCCUUCACCAAUAGGUUGUGCCAGCAGGAGCUUCGCAAGAGUGUUACCGUCAAAAAUCCAUGAGCUUCACGAUCAGUGGUUUGCUUUUGCUGUCGAGGAGUGAUGUUGAGGUUGCGCGAAAUGGUUUGAUCCGUUUAAGGCCAGUGCCACGGCAUUCUUGCCAACGAAAUAUUGAACAACUAUGAGGUGCAUCCGCGAUAUUCAUGUGAAGGGUUUAAGUCAGGUUAUGCAAGUGUGCAGUACGUGCGCUGAGGUGGGUACAGCAACAAGGUGCAGCAUGUGUGUCCCGUAAAGUUAACCUCUUAAGCAAAACAUGUGUGUUCGACAGGGCAG
Molecule: messenger RNA, 1216 nt
Organism: Ectocarpus sp. CCAP 1310/34
Lineage: Eukaryota; Phaeophyceae; Ectocarpales; Ectocarpaceae
Source: the annotation of a GenBank genome assembly